Molecule: messenger RNA, 5919 nt
Organism: Plasmodium adleri (nom. inval.)
Lineage: Eukaryota; Apicomplexa; Aconoidasida; Haemosporida; Plasmodiidae
Product: plastid replication-repair enzyme
Exons: 1
Coding region: 1-5919 (1972 amino acids)
Biological process (GO): DNA-templated DNA replication
Molecular function (GO): 5'-3' DNA helicase activity; single-stranded DNA binding; 3'-5' exonuclease activity
Source: RefSeq, a predicted model, not a curated record
AUGCUUUUAUAUAAGUUUUAUUUUUUAUACUUUUUACUCGUACAUUUGUCGUUAUGCAUACGUUAUAGAAAUCGAAAUAAAACAGAUUCUUAUUUAAAAACAAAUUAUAAAUUAUUAAAAAAGAGGAAAAAAUAUGAAAACCGUAAAAAUAAAUUUGCAAACAACAGAAAGGGAAAUAAUAACAAAAUAUAUGAUGGUAUAAAUAAUAAUAAUAAUAAUAAUAUAUAUAAUGAUACACAUAAAAACAGAAUAUUUUUUAGGAAUGAGAAAAAGAAUGAACAUGUUUUCACGAGCAAUAAAUAUUUCUAUAAUGAAAAAAGAAAUAAGAUCCAAUUAAAUAGUGCUACUAGCACUUUUGUUUCGAAAUAUUAUAAAAUAAAUAUCAAUGAUGUUUAUAAUUAUUUACAUAGAAAAAAAUAUGAAUUUAUAGAAACAGAUAUUAAGAUAACGUUAAAGUAUUGUCCAUUUUGUCCUCCACAUAAAUAUAAAUAUGACAAUAUGUAUAAACAUGAAAUAUUUAAAAACACAGGAAAUAGUUAUUGUCAUAGAUGUGGAUAUAAAGGAAGCUUCUAUGAUUUCAAAUUGAAAAUGGGAGAUCUAGUAACUAGUAAUUUUGAGAGUAACGUAGUACAUAAUAAUAAUGUUUAUGAAGAAGAAGAAAAAAUAACAUUAAAUGAUGUAAAGGUUUAUAAUAUGAAUUUAUUAUAUUCAAAAGAAGCUGAAAACGCAAGGAAUUAUUUAAUCAAUGUAAGGAAAUUAAGCAUUGAUACUUUAAAAAAGUUUUUAAUAGGUUUUUCGGUUAUGGAAUUUCAAUCUUUUGAAAAUUCUGGUAAAUUUGAAAAACACGAAUGUAUUAUAUUUCCAUUUAUAAAAAAAGUAGAUGAACUAAAUACAAUAGAAAUGAACACAAAAAACAACCACAUCAACAAUAUAAACAAUAUAAACAAUAAUAAUAAUAUAAAAGAUAAUUAUGAAGUCGUACGAAUAAAAAUAAGAAGUUUAAAGGAUAAAGGUUAUAUGAGAUUAUAUCCUAAAAAUGUUAGAGAUGAAAUGAAAUUAUUUUUUUUUGGUGAUCAUUUAAUUAAAGAUUCAGAAGAAAUAGUUUUGACAGAAGGAGAAAUUGAUGCUAUGACAAUAAGUCAAGAAACAAAAUAUCCAGCUAUAUCUUUACCAAAUGGAUCAAAAUCAUUACCUAUAUAUUUAUUACCAUAUUUAGAAAGAUUUAAAAAAAUACAUUUAUGGCUUGAUUUUGAUAAAGCUGGAAAAUCGAGUGUCUUCAAUUUUGUUAAUAAAAUUGGAUUAGGAAGAACCAAUGUAAUUACUGACGCCAAUGUCCAUUAUUUAAAUCCAGAUGUUUUUAAGAGGAGACAAAAAUCUAGAUUAACCAAAAAGAGUCUUCUCCUUACAUCCUUGGCUUCUAAUGCUAUGGAAAUAAUUCAAAAAGAUAAAGAACAAGCAAUGCAUAAUAUAUAUGAGACUAACAAUAAUGACAAUAUGGAUAAUACUAUACUGAAUAAUAAUUUAAAAAGUAUAAGUAAUGAAAAAAAUGAGGAAAAAGAUAAUACAAAAAAUAAUGAAAAUAAAAGUGAUAGUAAUAAUAAUAAUAAUAAUUUGAAACAAGGAAUGGAAAAAAAACAAGUACAAAAUCAAAUAAGUGCAAAUGAAGAUAAUAAUAAAAAAAAUAAUAUAAUAGAAAAUAAUAAUAAUGAUAUGUCACAAAAAAUAGAAGGAGAAAAAUCUAAUCAAGAUAAUAUAUCAUAUUUUAUUGAUAAUAAUAUUAUGUAUAUACCAAAUAAUAUAAUUGUAAAAGAUGCGAAUGAUUGUUUGAAACAUAAUAUUGAUAUAAGAUUUUUUAUAGAAACUAGUGAAAAAGUAAAGCAUAGUCAAAUCUUAAAUUUUAAUGAUUUAAGGCAACGUAUAUUAGAAGAAUUAAAAUAUCCUGAUCGAAUUAAUGGUGUUAAAAGUAAAACGAUUCCAUCUUUAAAUAAAUAUUUAUAUGGAUUAAGAAUGGGGGAAUUAUCUAUAUGGACAGGUUCCACAGGAGUAGGAAAAACUACAUUAUUGUCUCAACUUUCAUUAGAUUAUUGUAUUCAAGGAGUAUCAACUUUAUGGGGAUCAUUUGAAAUAAAUAAUGUAAAAUUAGGAAAGGUCAUGUUAAAUCAAUUUUGUGGUAAAAACCUUGAAAAAAAUAUAGACCUAUUUGAUAUAUAUGCUGAUAAAUUUGAACUCUUACCUCUUAAAUUUUUAAAGUUUCAUGGUAGCACAAAUAUUGAUCAGGUUAUAGAUGCUAUGGAUUAUGCUGUAUAUGCAUAUGAUGUAAAACAUAUAAUUAUUGAUAAUUUACAAUUCAUGUUAAAUAUAAAUAAAUUUUCUGAUAUAUAUGAAUUACAAAAUAUUGCUAUAGAUAAAUUUAGAUCCUUUAGUACUAACAAAAAUGUUCAUAUAACUUUAGUUGUUCAUCCAAGGAAAGAAGAUAACAAUUUAUUAUCUAUAUCAUCCGUUUUUGGUAGUGUAAAAUCAACUCAAGAAGCAGAUAAUGUGUUUAUUAUUCAAAGACAUGUAUCAAAAACAAAUGAAACUGUUUUUUUUAUAGAUAUUAAAAAAAAUAGAUUUAAAGGAAGUUUAGGCAAAAUACCUUACUUAUAUAAUAAAGAAAAUAUGACUAUAAAAGAAAUAUCCAUAAAUAAUUUUAAUGAAAAUAUUGUUUCAAAUACUUAUUUACCAUCAAAUAAAUUUUCUUCAUCACCGUUACAACCUAAUAUCAUUAAAAAUAAUACUUCUAAUAAUAAUAAUUUUAUUCAAAAUGAUAAUUUAAAUUUCACGUUGUGUGAUGAAUAUGAUUAUAUGAAACAGCUAGCUGAUGAAUAUGAAUCAAAGCAUGCUUUUAAAAAAGGUUAUAAAUCUAAAUUAGAUCCUAGUUUAAGGGUGAAGGAUGCAGACAUGAUAAAAACAGAAAUAAUUGAUAAUAACAAUAAAAAUGUUACUCUCUAUGUGGAUAGUUCAGAAAAUAUAAAAACAAUAUCGACUGAAGAUAAACCUAAUGAUAUUAAAAGAGAUGUAAAUGAAAUAAAAAAGAGUAUGAACAAUGAACAUAUUAAAAUUAAUACAUUGAAAAUUGAUGGAAAUAAAUCAUUAGGUUGUACGCAAAACUUAAAUUACAAAAAUGGCAAAAAUGAUAUUAAUAAUAAUAAUAAUAAUAAUAUGAAUAAUCAAGGAAUGGAAAAUAAUAAUAUAGAUGAUAAAUCAUCAAGAGGAAAUAAUAAGAAUAUAAACAGCAAUUCAAACGAAAAAAAUAAUAAUAAUAAUAAUAAUAAAAGUAAUAGUAGUAGCAGCAGUAGUAGUAGUAAUAAUUAUAAUAAUAAUGACGGGAUUAAAAAUAUAUUAAACAGUUCAUCACAAAAUAACCCUCCUUUUAAAGAUACAAUUCCUUCAUAUACACUAACUAAUGAAGGAUUAAUAAAAUUAUGUGAAGAAUUAAGAGACGAAGAAGCAGAAAAACUCAAAAAUAGGGUUGUCGUACUUUCAAUGAGAAAUUGUAUAAUUGAUAAUAAUUCUUCUAUAAAAGAUAUAAGAACAUUUAUAAAAACAAAUAAAUUAAAUAUAAAAACUGCAGGAAAAAAUUUAAAAAAAAUGGAUAUAUUUAUUAGUAUUUUACAAAAUAUACCAAAGGAAUAUAUUACAAUUAAAAGUGGAGAGAAAUGUGGAUCAAAUAAAGGACAAACAAAUGAUAAAUCAAAAAACAAACUAAAGGAUACACAUAAUAGUAAUAAUAUGGUGGAAUAUAAUAAAGUUGGAUCUAACAUUUAUGAUGGACAAAAUACAUCAUGUAUGAAUACUAACAAUAUAUAUACUGAAAAACAAAAUAAUAAUAUGAAUAAGGACCCUCAGAUAUUAUUAUCAAAUGAUAGAAUUGAUUCAAAUUAUGAUGGUUCUAAUAAUAUUAAUUAUUCAAUGCAUAAAAAUGGAAACGAAGGUAAUGUAAAUGAUUAUUUAAAUAGAAAUUAUGAAAAUAAUGUAGAUAAUCAUAAUAAUGAUGAAAUUACAAAGAAAUAUAUAAAGGAUAAUAUCAUAAAUGUAGAUGAUAAUAUAAUUAAAAAAAAAGAAAUAUUCAAAUUAAAAAAUGAAAAUAAUGAAAUGACAGAUUACACAUUUGAAUAUUUUGAAUCUAAGAAAAAAUUUGACGAUGAUAUAGAAUCUAGAUUUUUUAUUAUAAAUGAUAAUAAUUAUAAUGAAAAUAUAAAUUUGAUAUAUAAAGAUAUAAAAUAUUGUGGAUUAGAUAUUGAAACAACAGGUCUAGAAGUGUUCGAUGAAAAUAUAAGAUUAAUUCAAAUAGCUGUAGAAAAUUAUCCAGUAAUCAUUUAUGAUAUGUUUAAUAUAAACAAAAAACAUAUAUUAGAUGGAUUAAGAAAAGUAUUAGAAAAUAAAAAUAUAAUAAAAAUAAUACAAAAUGGAAAAUUUGAUGCAAAAUUUUUACUUCAUAAUAAUUUCAAAAUAGAGAAUAUUUUUGAUACAUAUAUAGCUAGUAAAUUAUUAGAUAAAAAUAAGAAUAUGUAUGGUUUUAAAUUAAAUAAUAUAGUUGAGAAAUAUUUAAAUGUAAUAUUAGAUAAACAGCAACAAAAUAGUGUAUGGAAUAAUUCCUUGUUAAAUAAUAAUCAAUUAUUUUACGCUGCUCGUGAUUCAAGUUGUUUAUUAAAAUUAUAUAAAAAAUUAAAAGAAGAAAUAAGAAAAGAAAAUUUGCAUAUAGUGAAUGAUAUUGAAAAUAAAUGUAUCCUACCUAUAUGUGAUAUGGAAUUAAAUGGUAUUAAAGUUGAUUUAGAAAAUUUACAAAAAAGUACAAAUGAGAUAUUAAAUGAAUUAAAUAUUGAGAAAGAUAAUUUAAAAAAAAAAUUAAAAGACGAAGAAAUAAAUGUAAAUUCUCAACAACAAGUAUUGAAAGCUUUGCAAAAAAAUAAUGUUCGUGAUAUUUCUAAUAAAUUAAUAGAAAAUACAUCAGAUGCCAAUUUAAAAAAUUUCUUAAAUCAUGAAGAAAUUAUAAGUCUACGUAAUUAUAGAAGAUUAUAUAAAUUAUAUUCAGCAUUUUAUUUAAAAUUACCAUUACAUAUUAAUACGAAAACAAAUAAAAUACAUACUACCUUUAAUCAAUUAAAAACAUUUUCAGGAAGAUUUAGUAGUGAAAAACCAAAUUUACAACAGAUACCUAGACAAAAAAAUAUAAGAGAAAUAUUCAUACCAAAUGAUAAUAAUAUCUUUAUUAUAGCUGACUUUAAACAAAUCGAGCUUAAAAUUGCAGCUGAAAUUACAAAUGAUGAAAUUAUGCUUAAAGCAUAUAAUAAUAAUAUAGAUUUACAUACAUUAACAGCUAGUAUUAUAACUAAAAAAAGUAUAUCUGAUAUUAAUAAAGACGAUAGACAUAUAGCAAAAGCUAUUAAUUUUGGUCUUAUAUAUGGUAUGAAUUAUGUUAACUUAAAAAAUUAUGCAAAUACAUAUUAUGGUUUAAAUAUGACUUUAGAUCAAUGUCUUUAUUUUUAUAAUUCCUUUUUUGAACAUUACAAGGGAAUCUAUAAAUGGCACAAUCAAGUAAAACAAAAAAGAGCUUUACAAUAUUCUACACUUUCAAAUAGAAAAGUUAUAUUCCCAUAUUUUUCUUUUACUAAAGCUCUUAAUUAUCCUGUACAAGGUACAUGUGCAGAUAUUUUAAAAUUAGCUCUAGUAGAUUUAUAUGACAACUUAAAGGAUAUUAAUGGAAAAAUUAUCUUAUGUGUGCAUGAUGAAAUUAUAAUCGAAGUGGAUAAAAAAUUUCAAGAAGAAGCUCUUAAAAUUUUAGUACAAUCUAUGGAAAAUUCAGCCUCCUACUUUUUGAAAAAAGUUAAAUGUGAAGUCUCUGUAAAAAUAGCUGAAAAUUGGGGAUCAAAGGAUUAA